GGAGGUGGUGGUUAAGGGAGACCUCCCCCACCCCUUCGCUCUGACGCUGUACGAGGAGACUCUGUUCUGGACUGACUGGAACACUCAUUCCAUCCAAUCCUGUCAGAAAGAGACUGGGGAGGAUGGGAGGAAGGUCCACUCAGACAUCUUCUCUCCCAUGGACAUACACGUCUACAGCCAGAAGAGACAGCCACUACUGUCUUCACCAUGCUCAGUGGAGAACGGAGGGUGCUCCCACCUCUGCCUCCUGUCUCCUAUCGAACCGUACUACCAGUGUGCCUGUCCCACCGGAGUCCAGCUGCUAGAGGACAACAAGAGAUGCAGAGACGGUGCCACCCAGCUCCUCCUGCUGGCCCGGCGGACUGACCUGCGCCGCAUCUCCCUGGACACGCCUGACUUCACUGACAUCAUCCUCCAGACGGACGACAUCCGCCACGCCAUCGCCAUCGACUAUGACCCGGUGGACGGACACAUCUAUUGGACGGACGACGAGGUCAGGGCCAUCAGGAGGUCGUACCUGGACGGCUCCGACGCUCAGUUCAUCGUCACCUCUCAGGUGAACCACCCUGACGGCAUCGCAGUGGACUGGAUCGCCCGGAACCUGUACUGGACUGACACGGGAACGGACCGCAUCGAGGUGACACGCCUCAACGGAACCAUGAGGAAGAUCCUGAUAUCAGAGGACCUGGACGAACCACGAGCCAUCGUACUGGAUCCUGUCGCUGGAUACAUGUACUGGACCGACUGGGGGGUUCCUAAGAUUGAGCGUGCAGACCUGGACGGGACCGAGCGGGUAGUGAUGGUCAACACCUCCCUGGGCUGGCCCAAUGGGCUGGCGCUGGACUACGCGAACCGUAUGAUCUACUGGGGCGACGCCAAGACUGACAAGAUAGAGGUGAUGGGUAUGGAUGGUUCAGGCAGGAGGAUCCUGGUAGAAGAUAAGCUGCCCCAUAUCUUUGGCUUCACUCUGCUGGGCGACUACGUCUACUGGAGUGACUGGCAGAGACGCAGUAUCGAGAGGGUUCACAAACGCACCACAGAGAGAGAGUUCAUCAUAGACCAGCUACCAGACCUGAUGGGGCUCAAAGCUACAUACGUACACAAGACCUUCGGUACCAACCCGUGUGCGGAGGAUAACGGUGGGUGUAGCCACCUAUGUCUGUAUAAGCCGGUGGGCGUCCAGUGUGCCUGUCCCAUUGGUCUGGAGCUGAUAGCUGACCUGUCCACCUGCAUCGUACCAGAAGCCUUCCUCCUCUUCUCCCGACACACAGACAUCAGACGCAUCUCCUUGGAAACAAACAACAACAACGUGGCCAUCCCACUGACCGGGGUUAAAGAGGCGUCCGCACUCGACUUUGACAUCACCGACAACCGUAUCUACUGGACGGAUAUCACAUUGAAGACAAUCAGCCGUGCGUUUAUGAACGGCAGCGCUCUAGAACACGUGGUGGAGUUUGGCCUGGACUACCCAGAAGGCAUGGCGGUGGACUGGCUGGGGAAGAAUCUUUACUGGGCGGACACGGGGACCAAUCGUAUCGAGGUGGCCAAGCUAGAUGGACAGCACAGACAGGUCCUAGUCUGGAAGGAUCUGGACAGCCCUCGAGCCCUGGCACUGGACCCUGCUGAAGGCUUUAUGUACUGGACAGAGUGGGGUGGGAAGCCCAAGAUUGACCGGUCAGCGAUGGACGGGACAGGACGGAUCACUCUGGUACCCAACGUGGGCCGAGCUAACGGGCUGACCAUCGACUAUGCUGAGAGGCGCCUCUACUGGACAGACCUGGACACUACACUCAUAGAGUCAUCCAACAUGCUGGGCCAGGAGCGUGAGGUUAUAGCUGACGACCUCCCCCACCCCUUCGGUCUGACCCAGUACCAGGACUACAUCUAUUGGACGGACUGGUCUCAGCGCAGCAUCGAACGGGCCAAUAAGACGUCACAGAACCGCACAGUCAUCCAGGGUCACCUAGACUAUGUGAUGGACAUCUUGGUCUUCCACUGCGUCACGCCAGGGGGCUGGAACGCCUGCGCCUCCACCAAUGGGCAAUGCUCACACCUCUGUCUGGCUGUACCAAUCAGCAGCUUCGUCUGCGGAUGCCCCGCCCACUUCUCCCUCAACUACGACAACAAGACCUGCAGUGCCCCUACGUCCUUCCUCCUGUUCAGUCAGAAGUCGGCCAUUAACCGGAUGGUGAUGGAUGAGCAUCAGUCUCCUGACAUCAUCCUUCCCAUCCACAGUCUGAGGAACGUCAGGGCUAUAGACUACGACCCCCUGGAUAAACAGCUGUACUGGAUUGACUCCAAACAGAACGCUAUCCGCAGAGCCCAGGAGGACGGGAACAUGAGUAUGACGGUGGUGUCGAGCCCAGUGGGCAGUCCUAACCUGGGCCUCCAGCCGUUUGACCUGAGCAUCGACAUCUACAGCCGCUUCAUCUACUGGACCAGUGAGGUCACUAAUGUUAUUAACGUGACGAGGACUGACGGCAGCCGGGUGGGAGUGGUGCUGAGAGGAGAACACGACAAACCGAGAGCCAUCGUGGUCAACCCUGAGCGAGGGUUA
Molecule: messenger RNA, 2557 nt
Organism: Coregonus clupeaformis (lake whitefish)
Lineage: Eukaryota; Metazoa; Chordata; Actinopteri; Salmoniformes; Salmonidae
Product: low-density lipoprotein receptor-related protein 6-like
Source: RefSeq, a predicted model, not a curated record